ACUAAUCGUUGAAAAUUUGACAUUCUCAUUGUACAUUAAUCUAACACGUCAGCUACCAAGUGAGAGAAUUUCGACAAAAUUUUGUAAAAAAUUGUCUUAAUUAUUGUUGCAGCUCUAUUAAAGUGUACUAAAUCGUUUAAACAAUAUUUACAAAAUGGUUUUGAUAGCUGCGGCGGUGUGUACAAAAAAUGGCAAAGUGAUUAUAUCACGACAGUUUGUCGAGAUGACUAAAACGCGAAUUGAGGGCUUGCUUGCUGCUUUUCCAAAGCUUAUGACAUCAGGAAAGCAACAUACAUACGUGGAAACAGAGUCAGUGCGUUAUGUGUAUCAGCCAAUGGAAAAGCUUUAUAUGUUGUUGAUCACAACAAAAGCAAGUAAUAUUUUGGAAGAUCUGGAGACACUGCGCUUAUUCUCCAAAGUGAUUCCUGAAUAUUGCCACAGUUUGGAUGAAAAGGAAAUUCUUGAGAACGCAUUCAAUUUGAUAUUUGCUUUUGAUGAAAUUGUCGCACUUGGUUACCGCGAGAGCGUUAAUUUGAAGCAGAUCAAAACAUUUAUUGAAAUGGACUCACACGAGGAGAAGGUAUAUCAAGCAGUUCGGCAAACGCAAGAACGUGAGGCGCAUCAAAAAAUGCGUGAAAAAGCUAAAGAGUUGCAGCGUCAACGCUUGGAGGCGGCAAAACGUGGUGUUAGUUCUUCGCUGAUCGGACGAGGUGGUCAUGGAAGUAGCAGCAGUGGCAUGGAUGCUUUUGGCAUCAGUUCCAAUUCGAUAAGCAGUGCACCAUCAAUUGAGUCCGAUUUGAAACCAGCCGUAACCAAGGCACAGAAACCAGUUGCACGUAACGCUUUAAAAUUGGGUGGUAAAACGAAAGAUGUGGACAGUUUCGUUGAUCAGCUAAAGAGCGAAGGUGAAAAGAUUUCCGCUUUGACACCUGUAAAUAGCCAAAGCAGCGCAGCUGUUGCCAAGACCAAAAUUGCUUCGGAUGUGCACACUGAAAGCGUACACCUCAAGAUGGAAGAUAAGCUUACUGUGCGUCUUGGUCGUGAUGGUGGCUUGCAACAGUUCGAACUAUCAGGUUUACUUACACUGCGUAUUUCUGAUGAAAAUUUCGGACGUAUUAAGGUGCAAUUACGUAAUAAUGACACACAUGGUAUACAGUUACAAACACAUCCCAAUGUGGAUAAGGAGCUGUUUAAGACGCGCUCAUUAAUCGGGCUGAAAAACCCAGCUAAACCAUUCCCAUUAAACACAGAUGUUGGUGUAUUGAAAUGGCGUUUUAUUACACAGGAUGAAGCUGCCAUACCGUUGACAAUUAAUUGCUGGCCAUCUGAAAACGGCGAAGGUGGUUGUGAUGUAAACAUCGAGUACGAAUUGGAAGCGCAACAUUUAGAAUUGCAAGAUGUAACCAUCUCCAUACCAUUGCCCAUGAAUGUGCAGCCGUCCGUCGCUGAAUAUGAUGGCACAUACAAUUAUGAUGCACGAAAGCAUGUACUCCAGUGGAAUAUACCCAUUAUCGACAGAAACAAUACAUCUGGCUCGAUGGAGUUCAGCUGCAAUUCAUCUAUUUCAGGCGAUUUCUUUCCACUACAGGUUAACUUCGUAUCGAAAACGCCAUAUGCUGCUCUAAACGCCACGGACGUGCUUCUUGUUGAUGACGACAGCGCAGUAAAAUAUUCUACCGAAACGAUGCUUUUUGUUGAGAAAUAUGAAAUUGUUUAAGAGUUAGCCGUAUAUAUUAUAUCACUUACACUUUCCACAUCAAGAAUUGUAAACUGCGUGUAACGGUAGUUACUAAUGAUCAUACAACAUGAAUUCUUACCAUUUUACUUAUAUAUACUGUUUGUUUUCACUGGCUCAAACAUAUACAGGUUCGUUGCGUUGUUGCGUUUAAGAAUAAAUAAGCUGGCUAUCUUUGCCAUCGAAAAAUGUAAACAUUAAAAUGGUAUAAUCUCGGUAUUUCUUGUUAAUAGUCUGUAAACUAACAGUAUAUUGUAAUUCCAAACUUAUAUUACUACAUAAUUUUAUAUAUAUAUCUGAUUUAUAACUUAAAAAAAUGAUUUUUUGUUGGCCAAACAUAUAUAAAUAUAAUAUACAUAUGUAAGCAUUGAUUGCAAUGGUUUAUAAUACAGAUAUAAUCAUAAAUAAAUAUUUAGGUUAUGAAAU
Bactrocera dorsalis (oriental fruit fly) is the source of this 2161-nucleotide messenger RNA. It is a transcript of the gene deltaCOP, whose product is annotated as coatomer subunit delta. The transcript has 9 exons. The coding region runs from base 155 to 1717 and encodes 520 amino acids. Lineage: Eukaryota; Metazoa; Arthropoda; Insecta; Diptera; Tephritidae. Gene Ontology annotation, biological process: retrograde vesicle-mediated transport, Golgi to endoplasmic reticulum; endoplasmic reticulum to Golgi vesicle-mediated transport; Golgi localization. The record is from RefSeq and is a predicted model, not a curated record. Gene Ontology annotation, cellular component: COPI vesicle coat; cytosol.